Messenger RNA from Tachyglossus aculeatus (Australian echidna), 2453 nucleotides. It is a transcript of the gene ADGRG5, whose product is annotated as adhesion G protein-coupled receptor G5. NCBI's taxonomy places the organism in Eukaryota, Metazoa, Chordata, Mammalia, Monotremata, Tachyglossidae. Gene Ontology annotation, biological process: cell surface receptor signaling pathway; adenylate cyclase-activating G protein-coupled receptor signaling pathway. The transcript is spliced from 15 exons. The record is from RefSeq and is a predicted model, not a curated record. The coding region runs from base 1 to 1785 and encodes 594 amino acids. Gene Ontology annotation, molecular function: G protein-coupled receptor activity. Gene Ontology annotation, cellular component: membrane.
AUGUGGGCAGAUCCACAGCCCCUCAAGCUCUGCCAGUUGAUACCGGGUAGUAGAGUCCUGGUCUGCUCUGAGACCACUGGGCCUUGGCCAAAUGUGGACAUUGCACUCAGAGAAGCGGCUGACGAAUUGGGGGGUAUAUUGGAAGAAUCGCUUCUUGAAGUGGGGGUGGAUCGUCAGGGUGCUGAGCACAUCUCCAUGGAGCUGGAGACUGGGUGGUUCCGCUCAGAGAUUUCUCAGGACCACAGAUUCUUCAGGUCCCUCGGCUUCGCCAUCCAGAGCAGACCUUUCCUAUCCCCAGUCAAACAGACAGUGUCAAGUGAUACGGAAUUGACCGUUAAGAAGGAACUGAAGUCACUGGAAAAGUUUGCACUGAAUGGAACUCCGGAAUAUCAGAGCCCCCUUCAUUACUUUGAGAACUGGCUUCUGAACUUCAACUUUCCUGAGAGCAAUCUCAGUGUUCGAUCCGACUACAUCCAUUCCCUGGCCUUCCAACUCAACUGCAGCUUCUCCGGGCUGAGACUUCACAGUGAUCGUGAUAAGGACAAAGUCGGGCACGAAAUGCAGUUCCCAGCAGAGCUGGUGAAGAGACCUUGUUUGGAAACCUCUAGGAAAAUUAAACUCAUCUGCAUCUAUUUCACCAUCACUGGCCUCUUCAAGGAUGCUAAGAACAGCAUUCUUCUCAACAAUAAUAUUCUGGGGGCCCGACUGGACAACUACAGCAUUUCUGGUCUCAAGGAGAUGGUGAACAUCAGCUUCCAACACAGCCAAGAUCUGGAAACAGCUGAUAUGACCUGUGUCUUCUGGAAGGAGGGAGAAGGAAAACAGAGUUCAGGUUCUUGGGAAAGUGACGGCUGCCAAACCAUCAGGGAAAAGACGUGGGUUCGGUGCCGCUGCAACCACCUCACCUAUUUUGCCGUCCUGAUGAAAAUCUCCUCCGCCGAGAUUGAUGAGGAGCUGCUGGCCCAUCUCACCUACAUCUCCAUCGCGGGCUGCAGCAUCUCCGUGGUAGCUUCCCUGCUCACGAUCCUGCUCCUCCUCCGCUCCAGGAAGAAAGACAAUUGCUUAUGGCAGAUCCACAUCAACCUCCCCGGGUCAGUGCUGCUUCUGAACGGAACCUUCUUGCUGGCCGUUGCCCUGGCAUCUGAGGGCCCAGGGUGCGUGGCCCUGGCCUCUUUCCUGCACUUCUCCCUGCUCAGCUGCCUGACCUGGAUGGCCAUCGAAGGGUUCCACCUCUACCGGCUCCUGGUGCGCGUAUACAAUAUCUACAUACAGCACUACCUUCUCAAGCUCUGUGCCUUAGGCUGGGGUUUUCCCUCCUUGGUGGUCCUGUGCCUUCUCCUCAUCGAUAGAACCAUAUACGGAUACCAUGAGAUUAAGUUCAGUACCAGAAAUCCAAAUGCCACCAGCUCCAACAGCUCUGCCUUGUGCUGGAUAAAUUCCCAGAUGGUCCAGAACGUCUUUGUCCUGGGCUAUGGGGGUGUCAUCAUACUCUUCAACCUGGUCAUCCUGAUCCUCGUGGUGAGAGUGAUCUGGGGCCUGAGAGCCAAGAACUGUCAGCAGAAGAUGCAAGGCCCUAUGGUUUUCCGGGACAUGCUCAUUAUCCUGGGUCUGACUGUCCUGCUGGGUACCACCUGGAUCUUGGCCUUCUUCUACUUUAAAGUGGUCCAGGAAUUCCUCUUCUCCAUCAUCAAUUCCCUCUAUGGCCUGUUCCUUUUCCUAUGGUUCUUCACCCGCAAGAAUCAUCCUGACCCUGAAAGCAAAUCGUCCAGCUCCUCUUCGCGGUGACCAGCCCACAGGAGGUGGCCAUCGUGUCUUCUUUCUUUAUCUUCGUUUCACCUCUCCCACAACCCCAUCACAGAUGUUAGUCAAGCCUGAAAGGCUGACCGCCCCCCCAGACUGAUGUCCCAGGCCAAAAAAGGGUCUCUGAGCCUCCGGGUUUCAAGGCAUUUCCAGGAAGCUCUUCUAGGGAGAGUCACAGUGAACCUUGUGCCCUCCACGCUUGCUGCACAUAGCACUGCUGGAAUGGAGAAUGAUAUUCGAAUAAGCAGUCAAUCGGUGGUUUUUACUGAAGGCUGACAAUUCAAAGCACCGUAUCUAUUGCUUGGAAGUGUACAGUGAAAGCAAGACACACUCUCACUUCUCAAGGUAGUUCUGAUCUAGUCUGGGAGGGAGAUGGUAUUUGUUUAUGGAGGCAGGAAGAAGAACAAUACAGUAAGGAGGAGCACAAAUAUCGCAGGAUGAAAUAGCUGAAUCGUGAGUUGAAUGUCCAAAUAAAUCUACAAAUAAGUAAAAGCAUUUAUUGGAGAGUUGAGGAGAUAUUCCAUUCACAAUCCUGCCUAACAUGAUGUGGGAAGUUGGGCGGGGCCAAGUCAACAUUCCCACUGUCCAAUCUUUUCCUGGAUUUGGUAGGGGUUACCAGCUUCCUAGGGCAAUUGUUUGAGAUACCGCUUAGC